AUGGGGAUUGCUGCACCGGGUUUUGAUGUUGAAGGGGUGAUGACAAUGGGAGGUUCCGUGGGGGAUGAUCAGAAUGAUGCACCUUCUGGCAGUGCUGCAGAUUCUGCUGAAGAUUUAGUGCCAGCUGCAAACGUGAUAGGCUUGAUGCGAAGGAUCAUCCCAAAUCAGGGUGAGAUAUCAGCUGAUGCUGUGAAAUCAGUUCAGCAGUGUGUGAUCAAGUUUAUCCGCUAUGUGACAGCCGAAACCAAGACUAGGUGUGGAGAGGGGAUGAGCACAACUAUGACCGCACAGGAUGUGUUAAUAGCACUAAACAAACUUGGCUUUGGCCACUACAUUGGACCACUUUUCGCCUAUUUGAAUCGCUUUCAAGAGUUUCAAGCUAAGCAGGGUCCGUCAGGUGAGCCCCUGGUAAUCAGGAGGACACUCCAGCCAGGAGGUAUGGGGAUUGCUGCUUCAUUUGCACCUGGUUUUGAGGUUGAAGGGCUGAUGGCAAUGGGAGGUUUCAUGGGAGAUGGUCAGAAUGAUGCACCUUCUGGCAGUGCUGCAGAUUCAACUGGUGAUGCUUAG
Messenger RNA from Daucus carota subsp. sativus, 567 nucleotides. RefSeq names its product nuclear transcription factor Y subunit B-9. Gene Ontology annotation, molecular function: RNA polymerase II cis-regulatory region sequence-specific DNA binding; DNA-binding transcription activator activity, RNA polymerase II-specific; protein heterodimerization activity. Gene Ontology annotation, cellular component: CCAAT-binding factor complex. The coding region runs from base 1 to 567 and encodes 188 amino acids. NCBI's taxonomy places the organism in Eukaryota, Viridiplantae, Streptophyta, Magnoliopsida, Apiales, Apiaceae. The record is from RefSeq and is a predicted model, not a curated record. The transcript has 2 exons. Gene Ontology annotation, biological process: regulation of transcription by RNA polymerase II.